AUGACGAUUUCAAUGAAGAUAAAGCCCUCUUUUCAAAUGAUAAGGACUUUCAAGAAGAGGACUCUGACUAUGCUUAUAAUCUAACCCCGGAGAUGGUAUUUCUCCUAGUUAAAAUAUUCAAAGGAAAUGAGCUAUUUGCUAAUAAUAGAAAAAGGAUAAUCCAAAACGUUCCACGAAAUAGACAGGUCAAAUUUGUACUACCAUCUAUGGACAAACACGACACUCAAAUAUUGGACUAUUCUCUUAAGACUUUAUAUAAUACUAAGCUCACAGAGAAUAAAAAAGAAGCUCUUGAAGUCUGGGCAAUAUUGAAACAAUCAAUGCUAGUAGCUAGAUCUUUGCUGUUGACCUCUUUUUCUCAUACCACACAGGUUAGAAGAGACUUGGCUAUUAAAGCUAUCAUUUCUUCCCAUCAACCCAGAGCUGAGUGCAAUAAGUUGUUUGGUGAAGAACUUGCUAAUUAUGUUAAAAAAGAAAAUGAAAUUUCUAAGUUUUUUAAUAAUAUCGCAUAG
Molecule: messenger RNA, 512 nt
Organism: Dentiscutata erythropus
Lineage: Eukaryota; Fungi; Glomeromycota; Glomeromycetes; Diversisporales; Gigasporaceae
Source: the annotation of a GenBank genome assembly